Molecule: messenger RNA, 1633 nt
Organism: Brienomyrus brachyistius
Lineage: Eukaryota; Metazoa; Chordata; Actinopteri; Osteoglossiformes; Mormyridae
Product: hyaluronan mediated motility receptor
Exons: 7
Coding region: 540-1430 (296 amino acids)
Source: RefSeq, a predicted model, not a curated record
GUGUGUGUGUGUGUGUGUGUGUGUGUGUGUGUGUGUGUGUGUGUGUAUAUACAACAAUCAGAUGAUAUUUUUCAACCAUUUAAUAUUAUUUGCAUCAUUGCAUGUUUUAUUUUUAAAAAGACUAAAGUUGGACUUGGAUGAAGCUCUACCAACCAGAUCCCUAUGCAUUCAUACAUUUACUUUUACAUCUAUGUCAUUCUGAGUAGAGUGAUAAAUGACAAGUUUUAUAUAUGAUGAUAAUUGUACACAUUAAAAUGAUAUAAAAUGUGCUUAUUGCAGGUAUAAUUAUUAAAAAUGCUACAUAGAAUAUUUCUAUCUUGGUUUAUAUGUACAUGCAUAGCUAUGCAUUCUAAUGACUUUUUAAUGAGAUUGUAUAAAAUUGUAAUGCAGAAGAAUUUGGGUUUUAUAUCUUCAGGGAAGCCAGAGGGUGAGGCUGUACUCAGUAGGUGUGGCCUGUAAUAUUAUUUCUCAGGAGGCAGUAAUUUGACAGCAUUCCUUCGUGACAAGGAAGCUGUAGACAGACACACGCUGCUGUGGCGAUGAGGAGGUUCCUGACGAUACAGAGAGAUGAAGAUUAUGCCCAGAUCCAGUUUCUCACAGCCAAAUGUAACCAGCUUGUACGGGAAAAGGCCCUGCUGGAGAGGGAGGUCCUGCUGGCCGUGGAGAGGGACCGAGCGUUGAGGACGGAGCUGGCGGCAGUGUCCCUGCGUCUCUGCCAGCAGGAGCAGGCCAACGUGCAGCUGUGUGUGAAGCACGAGGGGCUCCUGGCCCAGACCCGCCAACAGGAGAAGCACCUGCUGACCAGCAGGCCAGAGGAGAGCCCCAGGGACACAGGGCUGCUGGGCCAGCAGCUGGAGCAGGUCUGCGCAGAGCUGGAGCAGCUGCAGAGCUCUGACGCGCAGCUGGAGAGCCUGGUGGAGGAGAUACAGAGGGAGAGCCUGCAGCGGACUGCGCAGGUGGAGGAGCUGCAGGCCGAGCUGCGCAGCAAAAGCCAAGAAUUGGAGGAGCUGAGGUGCUACCACCAGGGGGCAGUACAGGAACUGCACUGGGAGAACGAGGGCAGCCUGCGGAAGCUGCAGGAGACCGCCGAGCAGUUUGAGUGGCUGUGUGAGCAGCAACGCAACUGGAUGUGUUGUGUAAAAAGGUUUAAGGAUUGCAUGUCGGAGGAGAGGGAGGCUUUGCUGCAGCAGAUGGGCCAGAUGGAGGCGGAGCUACGGGUGCUGAGAAAGGCCACAAAGACCAAAGGCUUGGAGGAGGAUGGCAGCGAGCCACGUGCAAUCAGCAGCAGAUUGAACACCUGGGACGCUGAUGUGAUGACUGACCUUCAAGCCGAGGUGGAUAAUUGGAGACAUCUGUACGAGGACCUCUAUGGCAAACUCACAUCUCACUCGGAUGUGUGGACAGUUGAUGGGUCCCAACAACCCCCCUGAGAACCCACGAGACUGGAAUCUGGGCUUUUAUAACCCCUAAAAGGGGUGUCGUUCUUAAUUCUAAGCUUAUGCCUGGGGUUGGCUGCUCUGGGAAUUAAAACAGAACUCAUGUCACAGAUAAUUGUUGUCUCGUAUGAAAUGUGUCCUUGCUUGAUAUGUCCUUGUGUAAAGACGGGUAAACUUACCACAAAGCAUAAUAAAAC